Mytilinidion resinicola is the source of this 1185-nucleotide messenger RNA. RefSeq lists its product as uncharacterized. The transcript is spliced from 4 exons. The coding region runs from base 1 to 1044 and encodes 347 amino acids. NCBI's taxonomy places the organism in Eukaryota, Fungi, Ascomycota, Dothideomycetes, Mytilinidiales, Mytilinidiaceae. The record is from RefSeq and is a predicted model, not a curated record.
AUGCCGCCCAUCCGCGAUGAGCAGGCGGCCCCCCUCAGCUCUGUACCUCAGGAAGAACUCAAGCAUUCAAGUGCGGUCCAUGAGCGGAUCCCAUCGCGCUUUUUCGGAGAUCAUGGGAAGCAGAGUCAUGGAGCUACAUCAAGCAUAGCAAAGGAAGGCCGAGAGCUGAGAUACGGCACCUUCAAACCAGCCGCAGCCACGGGUCCAAAGGACGAUGCUUGUCAGACGUUGAACAACCUCUUCAACUCGAUCGUAGCAGAAUCAGCUACUGGAAUCACAAUCGAGAUCACAAUACCAAUUGUCUUCAGUGGAGAAGACGACUGCCUCCAACAACUUAGCGACGUCAUGGACAUUUUUCAAACACAGUCGAAAUAUAAGGGCAAGGUCUUCUAUGAGACGGUCAUGACUGGCGACGGUAUCUUCCGCUACCCCACGAUGGCUGUUGUGCAAGACGUCUUUGCUCCGGCAAUGCUCUGGGACAGGAAAUUCGACAAAGCCCGCAUCGACGAAGUUUGGAACAGCGGGCACGUGCACAGGGCAAUCUUUCGGGACGAGCGCAAGAAAUGGCUUAUCGGCGUCACGGCCAGUGGCGAAAGCAUGCCGGCUGGGGCAGAAAAACCGAUACCGGGCGUCAGUUCGAAGGUUGUCGUCCGCCUAGUCGACCAAGACAAGUUUCCCGGGGGCGAAGACGACCGUAAAGUGUUCCACGGUGUCAUCAUUGCAACGGAGAGUGUAGACUUCGACUUCCUGUUCGACGCAACCGUUGGGUAUAGUCCAGUGAACCUGGAAGACAAUUCCCUGGAGGACAUCACCGUGUAUGUGACGGUAUGGAGUGCUGGUGUCAAAGCCAGACUGACUACAAUGCACCGGAUCGCAACGGCAAGGCCUCCCGGCGCGCCAGGUGCACUAGGCCUGGCAGCCAUUGUCCGGUGUAUCUACACGGGGCCGACGACGUCCCGUUUUGAUGUCAACACGAAUCCGAAUUUCAGCCGCGAGAUGGUCAUCCUGGAAGACUCGCGCCAAGAUCGGACGCCCACGAAAUGAACAACAAAAGCAAGCCUUGAUGGGUUCAAUGCGUCCUGUCUUUGUGCUGGAAGGCGGCCCAAAAUGUGGCAAGGCCUCAACCCUUGUGGACAUCAUCCUGCUCCACGCGGUACACGGCAAUAAGGUCUUGGCGACGGCCAG